AUGACCAACACACCCACCAAAUCGGGUCUGACGACUCGCGCGCCUAUGCCGGCAUUCGGAACCUUUGGCACGCAUCAAGCAUCUGCAUCGCUCUUACUCCAGAAAUCAAAUCCGGGCUUGGGCAGAUCGACCCCCGAUUCUGAGGCUCUGGCUUCCUCAGACGACGAGCCUGACCACGCAAAGGCUGCCGCUAGUGGCAACGUCAAGCCCAAUAGAAACGUGCGAAGGACCUCAUGGCUCAACGACGUCUCGUCGGCCAAUGCGAAUCGCAAACCCUCCAUCACUGGUCCCUAUAGUCCGUCCACGUCGCAUCCGGGAACCCCUGGUGCAGAGCCGUCGCCCUGGGGGAAUGCCAAUAACGCUGCAGGUUCCGCAGCAUGGCCCAACCCCACGACAUCGUAUCCUUGGCCCACCAUCUGGAGUCAGGAUGGUCGCAAAGACCCACCGGCCCGACUCCAGGAGGUCCUGCACACGAAUGGUGACGGCGGCAUCCCAUUCUCGAUUCCUCUGCAGCCGACCCCCAAGACUUACCGCUCACAGUCAUACUCUGUGGGCCAACUCGACACGACCAGUGCUCCGCCGGCUAAUCCGAUAUCAACUUCGAUUGAAGCCACGCGCAGCAGGCUCGGCAAUCAAUAUCAAUUGCAGAGACGAACGUCCAGGACAAGCGGACUGGGCGUGUUGGAGUCCGGUGGGCUUGGCCGCUUGCGAGAGGUAGAAGAUGACGAAGAAGAUCAGCAAGGCCAUGCCACUCCCGAUGCUAUUAGUGCUGAACAGGCGCGAAUGAUCGAGAGGCUGGAAAAGGAGAACGCUCAGCUUCGGCAUGCUGCUCAAAGCCGAGAGAGGGCUUUCCCAGCGACGACCGCCACCACGGCCCCGGUCCAGCCUCCUGGAUUUCGAAACACGAGACUUCGAACCGCUGUACCCGAAGAAGCCGAAACCGCGAUCGAUGAUAGAGAAGACCUCACCGGAUUUCCUGGUCGUGACAACAACGCCCGUCGCAUGAGUGAACAAGCGCUCGGAGUCGCCGAAAGACAGUCGCUGUCGCCCAUCGAAAAUCGUACCUUUGACGGAAUCAAGAAGGCACACUGGCAGACUUCCCUUGGAUUCGGUCCCAUUCCAGAAGCGCCCCAGAGUCGUCGACAUUCGUUCGCUGAUGUGCCAACCCGCCACGGAUCCUUCAGCUCGAACGGUGAGCACACGCUGCAAAUGUUGCUUUUACAAUUCCCCGGGGCUAAUUGGUUAGGUCGCGAAGACGAUGCGACGGCGUAUGAAAGCGGAUCCCAGGCACUAUCCCAAGGAGAUGAUCGUAAGUUGGCCCUGGCCCUAGCUCUAGCCCUGAUGAAUCCGAACGAGGAUCAGAUGAAUAAUACGUACUUACGUGAUCGCCACUUUGCAGCUGCGUACUUCAACACCACCGAGUCCACUCGACGUGCUGCGGACGCCCGAGUCCACCAGCACCACCGCGAUCCCCAACUUUACGGACAGCAUCUCGGUGUUGGACCGUACCUCGAGCCCGCCGCACAGCCGCUCUUCAUCGUCAACUUCAAAUGUUGUCGCUCGGAUGUCUUCUACAUCCAAGAGGGAACCGGCCUCCAUGUCAAUGUCGGUGACCUUGUCAUUGUUGAGGCAGAUCGAGGCACUGAUCUUGGCACCGUUCAACAUACAAAUGUAACUUGGGAAGACGCUCGACGGUAUAAAGAAUAUUAUGCCGAGGAACAUUAUAAAUGGUUGAUGAUGUUCUCCUUGCAAAGUCGAAACGGUGGACCCAACGUCGUCAAUCCCAACGGCAUCCCCGGUAGACAUGGCAGCGCAGUGGGAGGAAUGGGCCCCCAAGGUCAUCAUGGUCCUCACGACUCUGGCCCCGAUCUCAAGCCAAAGAUGAUCAAGCGUUUGGCCCAGAACCACGAAAUUCAAGCACUGAAGGACAAAGAAGGCAAUGAGGCUAAAGCCAAGCGGGUCUGUCAGCAAAAAGUUCUCGAGCACCGAUUGAAUAUGGAGAUUCUUGAUGCCGAGUUUCAGAUGGACAGCAAGAAGCUCACAUUUUACUACUUUGCUGACAACUACAUCAAUUUCAAUCAUCUGGUCACCGACCUCUUCAAGAUCUACAAGACUCGGAUCUGGAUGUCUGCCAUCAAUCCUGCGUCUUUCCAGACUCCCACCGCUUCGCUUGGCAUCCAGCCUGUCUAUAGCACAGCUCCCGGUGACGAGCGCCAUCGGAGACGGCAGCAACAGGCACAGCAACCCCAUAACCUCGGUCACCAGGCCGUUACCACGCCGUUCGGAGACACGUUCGACGCAGAUCGAAACUUCAACCACCAGAAUCAGGGAAUGCGCAAUGCUUUCUAUAAUCAAUUCCAGGACGUUGGGGCUGGACCUCAACAAAUGCAACCGGGGGUAUCACCGUUUGCUCCGAACAUGCAAGGCCAAAUGGAUCCGUUCAUGUCCUUUUACGGUCAACCGUUUCCCACCCUCAAUCCUAAUGCCCCUAAUUUCGCCAGCAGCCGGCCGGACUUUAGAGGAAGAGCACCAAACCAACCCGGUGAUGUCAACUGGAUGGGACGAUUCCAAGGUCUCUCGCUCGGUUCUUAA
This is a messenger RNA of Cladophialophora psammophila CBS 110553, 2592 nucleotides long. RefSeq lists its product as uncharacterized. The transcript is spliced from 2 exons. NCBI's taxonomy places the organism in Eukaryota, Fungi, Ascomycota, Eurotiomycetes, Chaetothyriales, Herpotrichiellaceae. The record is from RefSeq and is a predicted model, not a curated record. Gene Ontology annotation, cellular component: cytoplasm. The coding region runs from base 1 to 2592 and encodes 863 amino acids.